CGGAUGUAUCGUUAUACUCCACCACAGGCGUACCUUCUUUCUAACGGAUCUGUAAGCUCAAACCUCUAGACUUUUCGAUCUCCACCCGUCUCCAAAAGUAUCAGGCUUGACUCUUCUUUUUCUUCGUUUCCGGAUUUCGUCCUAACAUUAAUUUCUUUUUAUCUUUGUUCUGUUUGAUCAUUUUCUGUUUCUUCGGCAAAGACUGACCUGAAACUUCAGCUUGAUCAACCAACCGCUCCUUCCUCGACCACCUGUUAGUAUCUUAAUAUAGUAGGAAGUUAUAGGGCAGUGCGAUUACCCCACCAACAAAACCCAGGGGUACGGAAUAUUUACUUUAUCACUCGUACCCCGCCAUAGCAUUCACUGUCGAUUUAAAACCGUCGUAACCUAAAACCCUACACUUACCAUCUGACUAGAUCAAUCGACUAGCGACGAUGGUUGACAGACGAAACAAGCCGACGGCGCUGGCCACCACUCCGGGUCUCCCUCCUCAGCCUCAGGUUAACUUCUCUCACGGCAAUUCGCGCGUGACGGCUGUGCUGCCUGCUGGUGAGAGUGUCGAAGUCUUGCUCUACGGCGCAACCGUCAUCAGCUGGAAGAAUCGCUUCGGAAUCGAGAAGCUCUGGCUAUCCGAUGCCGCCAAGCUCGACGGAUCCAAGGCCGUGCGAGGUGGUAUCCCUUUGGUCUUUCCCGUAUUCGGCACAGCUCCGGACCACGCGGCGACUUCGAAAUUACCGCAGCACGGCUUUGCGCGCAACUCGCGAUGGGAGUUCCUAGGCAAGUCGAGCUCCGAGUCGGCCAGUCCGUCCGACAUCUCCGUCAAGCUAGACUUCGGCCUCUCGUCCGCGACCCUCGACGACCAGGUCAAGAGCCUGUGGCCUUACACCUUCUCUAUCAUCUAUAGCGUCACGCUGACUCCGGAAAACCUGAGCACGAGCAUCGUCGUUACUAAUGACGGUGACCAGCCCAUCGAAUUCCAGACUCUGAUGCACACUUAUCUGCGGGUUGAGGACAUCUCGAAAGUCCAAGUUACAGGUCUUGAGGAAUCAGACUACGUCGACAAGGUAGAUGCUGCUAAAGAGAAGAAGCAAUCGGGCGCCGUGACCAUCGCCGGUGAAGUAGACCGAGUUUACACACCGGCUAAGGGACCCUCGAGUCCGGUAGUCGUCGCGGAGGACGGUGAAACGGUUUUCAGCAUCGUCAGGGACAACCUUAAGGAUGUUGUAGUCUGGAACCCGUGGACAGACAAGGCGGCAGGAAUGGGCGAUUUCGAGCCCAAGGACGGCUACAAGAACAUGAUUUGCGUUGAGGCCGGUUCCGUUAAGGGCUGGAUCACUCUUGACCCCAGCGACGCGUUCGAGGGAGCUCAGACAAUUUCCGAUUGACUUAUCGGAGACAAUGAUGCGUCGAACGGGGCUACGAAGAUGGUAGGAAGGUUAUGAAUGAAUGAACGUCGAUCCGUUACGAGUUGCUGGGGAUAAAGGACACGGUCAAGGAGAGCAGUGUCUUUGAGGAUAUGAGAAUCCUAUGGCAAGAGAGAAAUUCUGAUUAGAUCUCCUCGCUAUCUACUUUCCUAAUAGAGGGAGGGAAUCAUGAUCGUGCUGGGUCAGUUACAGAGAUAUCCAUCCGUUCCUUUAUUUUGGACUUGUUUGAUUGUGACUUGAAUUUCUUAAAAGGUAGAGCUAUCCUUAGGAAAUGCAUUCGUAAGGUGUCAUAAGAGA
Molecule: messenger RNA, 1721 nt
Organism: Annulohypoxylon truncatum
Lineage: Eukaryota; Fungi; Ascomycota; Sordariomycetes; Xylariales; Hypoxylaceae
Product: galactose mutarotase-like protein
Exons: 5
Coding region: 435-1385 (316 amino acids)
Biological process (GO): carbohydrate metabolic process
Molecular function (GO): isomerase activity; carbohydrate binding
Source: RefSeq, a predicted model, not a curated record